UUCCGAUGUUACAGCGAAACUGUGAAUCCAGUUUGGAUCUACUCCGUAUCAUUGCUGAGGCAUACUUUGCACAACCCACCGCCGGGGAAUAAGCGUGGACAGAGAACGACCUGAAGAGAUGGUUGACACUCGAGAGUAUAAGCCGAGUCUAGCCACCUUGAGCAAGUACACUUUGAACCCUUUCUUUGUUCAUCUCCCCUCGUCUCCCCCCUCUGUCCCCCUAGUCGUCCAGCGUCUUAUCGCCCGGAGGUGCUCGGCAGUCCGAAACUCCUCCUCUCCAACUCUCCUCUGCACUUGCAUACGGCAGCGAUGGACGAGAAGGCUUCACUACAGGAUCUCCCUUGGGAGAAAGCAGCCCCAGAGAGUUCUCCCGCUUCUCCCAAUCCUCCCAAAUCCUCCAUUCGAAGCUGGAUUCUGCUCAUCAGCACCCUCGUGGCCGGCGGCUGGUUCCUCUGGCCCCACUACUGUCGCCAUACUCGCGUGCUCACCAUCGAGGACCGGGUGCAGCACAUUCUGUCCACCACCCCUUUGAUCGAUGGACAUGAUGAUUUCCCCAUCCAAAUCCGAGCGCUGUUUCACAAUCACAUCAACACCCCCAACUUCACCGAGGCUUUCGUUUAUGGGGACCUUCCGGGUCAUGUGGAUCUGCCUCGUCUGAAGAAAGGACAUGUUGGAGGCACCUUUUGGAGUGUCUUCGUUCCAUGCCCUAGGGAUUGGGAGGAUUUCUCCGAUGAGAACUAUGCUCCCAGUGUUCGAAUGACCGUGGAACAGGUUGAUCUCAUGUCGCGCAUCCAGAAGGCUUUCCCAGAGGUCUUCUCCACGCCCCCCAAUGGCACCACGGCCUUGGACGCGUUCCGACAGGGCAAGAUCAUCUCCCCCUACGGUAUUGAAGGCCUGCAGUCGAUUGGCAACUCAUUGGCACACCUGCGGAUGUUCUAUGAUUUGGGCGUAUCCUAUGCCACACUGACCCAUAAUUGUCACAACAAGUAUGCCGACGCGGCCAUCGUCGAACAACCGGACGGCACUCUGAAGCUCGCCACUCCUCUCUGGCAUGGCGUCAGUCCCGCAGGCCAGAAAGUGGUGGCUGAAAUGAACCGGCUGGGCAUGAUCAUCGAUCUGGCUCAUGUCAGCUUCGACACGAUGCGGGACGUGCUGGGCGCGGGCAAGACUGAAUGGACGGGCAGUCGUGCUCCCGUGAUCUUCAGUCAUAGCUCUGCCUACGCUUUGUGCCCACACCCCCGGAACGUGCCGGACGAUAUCCUGGAAUUGGUCCGACAGCGCAAUUCCAUUGUCAUGGUCAAUUUCGCGCCCGAUUUCAUCUCCUGUCACGCAUCCGGUCGGGACAGCGGCAUGCCGAAUGUGGACUAUGCUCAUGCCACCAUCGAGCGGGUUGCCGAUCAUAUCAUCCAUAUCGGCACCGUGGCGGGCUUUGACCACGUUGGCUUGGGCAGUGACUUUGACGGCAUUCCGACCGUGCCCAAGGGGCUGGAGGACGUGUCCAAGUUCCCAGAUCUAAUUGCGGAACUUCUACGCCGAGGUCUGACUGAUGAACAGGCGGCCAAGGUGGCCGGUGGCAACCUGCUGCGUGUGUGGAAAGAAAUCGACCGGGUGGCAUUGAAGCUGCAAGCCGAGGGGGCUCUUCCUGAGGAGGAUUAAUUGGGGGAGGAAUGUGAAUUUGAGCGAGGAUGUAAAGCAUGAUCUCCAGACUAUCUAUAUACAUCGAUGGCUAUAUCGAAUUGUUAUGGCAAGGUGGCUACUCCCUGCUUGAUAGAUCAUCCCAAACUCCCCUUUUGCAGCUCCGUAAACAAGCCAAAGGCUCUCAGAAUAUUCGGCCCCUGAUGUGCCACCGCAGGCAAAGGCAGUUGAUACUUGCCCUUCCCCGUCUGGAACGAAUACUUCACAUCUUCCUCAAUCGCCCAGUCAAAUGCCUGAUGCUCCGUCGCCUCCAACCGGACGGGGAUCUCAUCCACAGGUACGGCCUGAGUAGUCCCAUCAGCCAGCUGCCUCAUGGCCUCAUGCACCUCGACAAUGAACGAAUAUUUCGCAAUCCGAAUUCGAUCCCCAUUCCGACGAGUAUGCAUCCACACGUCGACGGCGACCAACUCCAAGAUGCGCGAGACGUGCAGACCCGUCUCCUCGGCGACUUCACGCACCACUCCAUCCAACAACGUGCCGUCCUCGUCGGGCUCUGCGGCCCCGCCAGGACCCUCCCAGCAACCGGGCAUGGAAUCGGUCAGAGCUCGCUGGAGCAAUAAAAUGCGUGGGGGCGGGGACCCCGCGUUGGCGGUGGGAAGAGGAGUCGUUGCUCGUUCGAAAAUGUAGCCCCCGACCCCGAACGCGUCGAAUUCGGGCCGCGCUGCAAUGAAGUCGGUGAAGGGGACAUUGAAGUACUCCAGGUGAGGAGCGAUGGUAUAGCGGGGUAUCAUCUUGGUUUGACACGGUCUGUAUUCAGAUCUUUGUGGUUUUUAGAUUUUCAUUGAGGAUGAUAAGUUUUGGACGGAGUAAAACAGCGAGGCUCGUGGCUUUC
Messenger RNA from Penicillium brasilianum, 2527 nucleotides. Lineage: Eukaryota; Fungi; Ascomycota; Eurotiomycetes; Eurotiales; Aspergillaceae. The record is from the annotation of a GenBank genome assembly.